Molecule: messenger RNA, 3218 nt
Organism: Danio aesculapii
Lineage: Eukaryota; Metazoa; Chordata; Actinopteri; Cypriniformes; Danionidae
Gene: prlrb
Product: prolactin receptor b
Exons: 9
Coding region: 162-1514 (450 amino acids)
Molecular function (GO): protein binding
Source: RefSeq, a predicted model, not a curated record
GUGACUUUGUGUUUAUUCUGUCCUCUCUCAUAUACUGCACGUCUUUUCGGUAAAAUCGUUUUAGAAAGUCGAAUCAGUCCGACAUGCAGCCUGCGUGCGGUUUAUGGGAGAAUCACAGGUGAAGAACUGAGCGUGUGUUUUUUACUCAUACGAACUGGCGGAUGCAGGACACAAUGAGAGAUGCAGAGCAGGUGCUGACUCUGGUGUGGCUUCUCUGCUGGAUCCCACACAGCAUGUGUCAUUCUCCACCAGGGAGGCCCAGACUAACAAGAUGUCGCUCGCCUGAGAAAGAGACAUUCAGUUGCUGGUGGGAGCCUGGAUCAAGCGGUGGACUGCCAACCAGAUACCAGCUCUAUUACAGAAAAGAGAACUCCGUGGAAGUCUUUGAAUGCCCGGAUUACCACAAGGCUGGAAUCAAUUCCUGUCAUUUUGAGAAGCGCCACACUGCUAUUUGGAUCAUAUACAACAUUACUGUGGUGGCCUCUAAUGCACUGGGAAAAGCCUAUUCAGAACCUGUGGAGGUUGAUGUUAUGGAUAUCGUGCAGCCUCAUCCUCCAGAGAGCGUGAAUGUGAGUUUGAUGCAGAGCCAGAACAGUCAGUAUGUGCUGGUGCAGUGGCUGCCUCCACAUGACGUCGACACGCGCUCCGGAUGGGUAACCAUCAAAUAUGAAGUUCGCUCAAAGAUCCUGAACAGCAGAGAUGAGGAGGACAGCAGUUGGGAGUCAUAUAGUGCUGGAAAGCAGUUGGAGUUUAGCAUCUACAGUCCUCACCCGGGAGCAAACUAUGUGGUACACGUGCGCUGCAAACUGGACCAAGGCCACUGGAGCGACUGGAGCCCCCCGGCUUUCAUCCAGAUCCAUGACAAUAUGACUGUCUCGCAGAAUGCAGUUGUGAUCUUUGCUGUCACGCUAACGGUUGUCAUUUUCAUGCUGACGGCAGGAGUAAUGACAUUUAAGAAGAAACAGGUGAAGCAUUUUCUGCUGCCACCUGUUCCGGAACCAAAGAUCAGUGGCUUAAAUACUCAGCUCUUAAAGAGCGGGAGGUCUGAGGAGAUCUUCCGUGCUCUGAUUACACCAGGAUUAUAUCCGCAAAUAUCCCAGAGCGUGGACCAUCAAGUGGAGUAUCUGGUGGUCUCUGACUGUGAUGAAGAAAUGACUGUGGGCAAAGCUCAUUUUGAGAUCCAAAAAGCUGAAAUCUGUCUAAUAGACGCUACAGAAAGCAGCAAAGGGAACAGCAUUGUCCUUGGAGAGCCUCAAAAACCACUUCACCUUGACUGCAAUGUAAAAGCUCAUGACCGAAACACUGGAAUGAGUUCCCAAUGCAAAUGUGAGCACGUCGACAUCACGUCUGCUGGACCUACAGGGUAUGUUGAGGUCGACAGAGAGCAAGCAGAUCAGAAGCCCUUGGACUACAGUGUGGUCAGUGACGUUUUAAAUGACAAUAUGCUUGUACUACAAGACAGCAUCCCUGUACAGGAACACAAAGAGGACAAAUGUAAAAAAAUAACCUCUUGAAUUGAACUGGAGGUGUCGUCGAGCCUACUUGGAAACAUUUUCGAGUGGAUCUUUGAAAGCUUGAGAUUAUUUUGUCCAUUUUCCAGUGCUGGGUUGCAGCUGGAAGGGCAUCUGCUGUGUAAAACAUAUGCCAGAAUAGUUGCCGGUUCAUUCCACUGUGGCGACCCCUGAUAAAUAAGAGACUAAGCCGAAGGAAAAUGAAUGAAUGAAUUAUUUUGUCCAGAUUUAUUCUAUCGAGCACUUUAAGUAGAAAUGUAAAAAGGGUUUCAGCAACAUGGGGUGCGUUUCCCAUCAUAUGAUGCAACCUAAAGGGAUAGUUCACGCAAAAAUGAACAUUCUGACGUUAUUAACUCACUAUUUACUUUUGUCAAAGCUUUAUGAGUUUCUUUCUUCUGUUGCACACAAAAGAAGAUAUUUUGAAAAAUGCUGGAAACCUGUAACCAAUUGACUUCCAUAGGAUUUGUUUUUCCGUCUUAUUGCGCUGGGUGUAUGAUAGGGCCCUAAAUAAGAAAAGCUUCUCUUUUUUUGCAGUGUGGGUUAUUAUAACCCAAAAUAAGCACAUCAUUAAAUCUGGUCCAGUAAAUUUACCAAAAUUAACCCAGGAAAUGUUUUUGUUUAGAGUUUACCCAAAAUUAGGUUAAAUUAUUCAGCAUUAUUUAGAGAGUAGUGAUACUUGGGUAUUCACAAAUCGCACAUUUAUUCUUUUGUCAAACUUACGAUACAGGGAAUUGAAAACACAUUUAAUUGGAAUUACUUUUGUCGUGUAAAAUGUCAAUGAAUGCAUUCACGUAUUGAGUAAUGACAGACUUUAAGACCAUAGUUGAUGAGGUUUUUGGGAGACGCACCCCUGUUAUGUUCUAUCUACACAGCUACAGCUUGAACCAUUUCUGUGGGUCAUUCAUGCUCAAAAUCUACAAGAAGCUCCAGUAAUGCUUGAAAGGAGUUUGAAAGGCAACGUCUUUCCAAACCAUUACACAUCGACCUGCCGCAGUUAAAAAUUCCCCCUCUGGAAAUCACUCUAUUAAUUGUUAAUCCUCUGAAAAUGUCUCGUCAACCUGCUACCUCUAGAGUUUCCAACCUGGCACUUUUCUCAACGCUCACCGCUCCUGAUUUUUUCUUAUAGUUGACUGAUUAUUAAGUAUUGUUCAGAAACUCAUUUUGUUGUAUAUUUAUACACAAUCAAUGAUACUGUGAAUAUAAAACGUGUGAGAUUUCUCUGCUCAAGACAAUCAAUGAUUUAACUGUGUUUAUAUUGAACGUGAUCUUUUUUUUAAACAUCAAUCAAUCCAUUGGAUUUAUACGUUAUUCAAUGUUGAAGUGUGAAUCGAUAUUCACUUGUUUUAGUCUGAACAGACUCUAUCAACCAAAUUCAUCUGAUUUUUGAGCUUACAAAGUCUUACACUGCAAAAUAUGCAAGUUUUUGUCUUGUUUCUAGUCUAAAUAUCUACAAAUUCUCAAAUUAUGAAGCAUUUUCUAGACAAGGAAAAACAUAUGGUUUUUAUUGUUGUAUGGUAUUGUCAAAAUUAAGUGAGUUUGUCCUUAAAACAAGCAAAAUAAUCUGCCAAUGAGAUUAUAUAAAUAACAUUUAUUUUUCAUAUUGAAGUAAAACUAUGCUGCUUACACCAUUGGCAGAUUAUUUAGCUUGUUUUAACCUCUGUGCGCUGUUCAAAUUUACUACCCUUUUGCUGUGAUAGGAAUGAUAAC